Molecule: messenger RNA, 1560 nt
Organism: Colletotrichum graminicola M1.001
Lineage: Eukaryota; Fungi; Ascomycota; Sordariomycetes; Glomerellales; Glomerellaceae
Product: homoserine O-acetyltransferase
Exons: 1
Coding region: 1-1560 (519 amino acids)
Biological process (GO): L-homoserine metabolic process
Molecular function (GO): L-serine O-acetyltransferase activity; homoserine O-acetyltransferase activity
Source: RefSeq, a predicted model, not a curated record
AUGAAGUGUCAAAGACUCGCCUCGGUGGCCCUUCGCCAGGCCCGCGCCCCGGUUUCGCGCGUACAGGUUCCCUCCGCAUAUCGGAAUCCCAACAACGCUGCAGCGACACAUCUCGGCAGCCGUCAACACGCCCGCCGAUUCACUUCGAAACCGGCCCGCAAGGCUUCCAACAGCCCAGGCGAUGCCUCGAACCCCGCUAUGGCGUUUCCGUGUCUGGACGCAUUGGAGAACCGAUCUGCGACCCUCGAGGCAAGAUACGAGUCGAGCGGUCCCGAGCCCUCUUACACGGCCGGCGCGACGGAAACAUACCAUUGCAAGGACCCCUUGUUGCUCGACUGGGGCGGCGUCCUACCCGAAUUCGAGAUCGCAUACGAGUACUGGGGCAAGAUGAAUGCCGACGGGUCGAAUGUCAUACUGCUUCACACUGGCCUCUCGGCCUCAUCACAUGCGCAUUCUACCGAGAGUAACCCCAAGCCUGGCUGGUGGGAAAAGUUCAUCGGCCCAGGAUUGGCCUUGGAUACCGACAAAUACCACGUUAUCUGCACGAACGUCAUCGGCGGCUGCUACGGAUCGACGGGGCCGAGCAGCAUCGACCCUGCGGACGGCCAGCGGUAUGCGACCAGAUUCCCAAUUCUCACCAUGGAAGACAUGGUGCGCGCACAGUUCCGCCUUCUUGACGGGUUAGGGGUCGAUAAACUAUAUGCCAGUGUUGGAUCCAGCAUGGGUGGCAUGCAAUCUCUAGCUGCUGGCGUCCUCUUUCCCAACCGCGUUGGCAGAAUCGUGUCUAUUAGCGGUUGCGCCAGAAGUCACCCGUACAGUAUCGCGAUGCGCCAUACCCAACGGCAGGUGUUGAUGAUGGACCCCAAUUGGAAUCGAGGCUUUUAUUACGGCAGAGUGCCGCCUCACGCUGGCAUGAAACUGGCGCGCGAGAUUGCGACGGUCACAUACCGGUCGGGUCCGGAAUGGGAGCAACGUUUUGGCAGGCGGAGGGCGGAUCCCAGCAAGCCCCCUGCGCUAUGCCCCGACUUUUUGAUCGAGACAUAUCUGGAUCACGCGGGUGAGAAGUUUUGUUUGACGUAUGACCCAAAUAGUCUGCUAUAUGUCAGCAAGGCUAUGGAUCUGUUUGACCUGGGACGUGAAAACCAGAUGGCCGCCAGCGCGAGAAGAGCAGAGCGCGCGAAGCUCAUGCAGUCCGGAGUCGGCCCUACGCGCAACGAUGCAGCCUGCAGCCUCACUCUCCCUGAGAAGCCAUAUGAGGAGCAGCCCGAGUCCAACGGCGGUGCCUCGGACCAGCCUAGUGAAGUGUCUUCCAGGCCGCCCGAAGACCUCAUCGCAGGCCUGGCGCCCCUGAGAGAUAUUCCGGCUCUCGUCAUCGGAGUGGCCAGCGACAUCCUCUUUCCGGCUUGGCAGCAGAGGGAAGUGGCGGAGGCUCUGAAGCUCGCGGGCAACAGGAAUGUUGCGCACUUUGAGCUGAGCGAGGAGAUGAGUUUCUUUGGCCACGACACGUUUCUGUUGGAUUUGAAGAACAUUGGCGGAAACAUAAAAAACUUUCUUGAAUGA